AUGAGCGAAACAGGAGAUCUUAAGAAGGACUUCAAGUCUGCAAUAUGUAUCGCACCACCAAUUGAACUGUGCGACCAACUUCAAGUGUGGCGUAGCCUCUACGAUUCAGCUUACAAUCGAUGGAUGCCACAUAUCAACCUGAUAUUCCCAUUUGUUACACUGGAACAAUUUGAUAAUAAGUUUAAUGAGUUGCAGACUGUCAUUGGAAAGAUACCAGCGUUCAAGCUGCGUUUCGAUGACUUCUCCUACUUCCAACAUGGUAAGGGAAAGUGUGUUGUUUGGAUGAAGCCUACAACAGACAGACCCAAUGUCAUUGCCGAUAUUCAAGCAGCACUGGAGUCUGUUCUCGUUGGUUUCAACGAGCAGAGUUCCAAGUCUCCCAAUGGAUUCUGUCCACACAUGACUGUUGGUCAGUUUGGUGGAAAGAAGGCAACAGAGGAGAAGAUAGCAGGAUUCAGGGGUGUGCUGAGACCGAUCGAGACAGAUGUCACCGAGAUACAGAUGAUCAAUCGAGUUGGUCAGGACACACCGUUCACAGUCGUCAAGACAUUGAAGCUUGGUGUGGGUCUGCCUUGA
Messenger RNA from Acytostelium subglobosum LB1, 576 nucleotides. RefSeq lists its product as hypothetical. The coding region runs from base 1 to 576 and encodes 191 amino acids. NCBI's taxonomy places the organism in Eukaryota, Evosea, Eumycetozoa, Acytosteliales, Acytosteliaceae. The record is from RefSeq and is a predicted model, not a curated record. The transcript is spliced from 3 exons.